UCCGCCUCCCCGCGGUUUUCGGUCGGUCUCGUGACGUCAGCACGGGAGGAGGUUGCGCCAUUUUGAAAUUGGAAGGUGAGAGAGAGGAGUAGAUGACUGGAAAAUAGGGAGUGUGAAUGAUAGAUAGUGCAGGCUUGGCUAAGCUGAAGACCGGGAGACGAAGUGGCAGGGAAAUAAACCUGACCCGUAGAUUUUAAUUCUUUUUUUUGUUUUGUUUUCGCGAUCUUCAUCCAUCCUCUGCGAAAUUCCCGUUGCACACGCCCAAGCCCGGCAAAAUUUGCAAGACUUGGGCCCGCGGUAGAGAUUCACUCUCUCACCAUGGCAGGGGCCAGUGGUGGGACCGGCGACGUGCAGUGGUGUCUGUCGCAGGUGAAGGGGGCCAUUGACGACGAUGUGGCUGAAGCUGACAUCAUCUCCACGGUGGAGUUCAACCACUCCGGGGAGCUUCUCGCCACAGGGGACAAGGGCGGCAGGGUCGUCAUCUUUCAGCAGGAGCUGGAGAACAAGAGCCAGCCUCAGUCGCGGGGCGAGUACAAUGUCUACAGCACCUUUCAGAGUCACGAGCCCGAGUUUGACUAUCUGAAGAGCCUGGAGAUCGAGGAGAAGAUCAACAAGAUCCGUUGGCUUCCUCAGAAGAACGCCGCCCACUUCUUGCUGUCCACAAACGAUAAGACCAUCAAGCUGUGGAAGAUCAGUGAACGUGACAAGAGGCCAGAGGGCUACAACCUGAAGGAGGAUGACGGGCGCUACAGGGACCCCUCCACGGUGACCACAUUAAGGGUGCCGGUGUUCCGCCCCAUGGACCUGAUGGUGGAGGCCAGUCCUCGACGUGUCUUCGCCAACGCCCACACCUACCACAUCAACUCCAUCUCCGUCAACAGCGACUGCGAGACCUACCUGUCGGCCGACGACCUCCGCGUUAACCUGUGGCACCUGGAGAUCACGGACCGCAGCUUCAACAUUGUGGACAUCAAGCCAGCCAACAUGGAGGAGCUGACGGAGGUGAUCACUGCAGCGGAGUUCCACCCCAGCCACUGCAACACCUUUGUCUACAGCAGCAGCAAAGGCACCAUUCGGCUGUGUGACAUGCGUGCCUCAGCCCUGUGUGACAAGCACUCCAAACUGUUUGAGGAGCCUGAAGACCCCAGCAACCGCUCCUUCUUUUCUGAGAUCAUUUCCUCCAUUUCCGACGUCAAGUUCAGCCACAACGGGCGUUACAUGAUGACCCGCGACUACCUGUCAGUGAAGAUCUGGGACCUGAACAUGGAGACGCGGCCAGUGGAGACCUACCAGGUGCACGAGUACCUGAGAAGCAAGCUAUGCUCUCUCUACGAGAACGACUGCAUCUUUGACAAGUUCGAGUGCUGCUGGAAUGGGAAGGACAGCGUGGUCAUGACUGGCUCGUACAACAACUUCUUCCGAAUGUUCGACCGCGGCCAGCGGCGGGACGUGACCCUGGAGGCGUCGCGGGAGAGCAGCAAGCCGCGCGCGGUGCUGAAGCCGCGCCGUGUGUGUGCGGGCGGCAAGCGCAAGAAGGACGAGAUCAGCGUGGACAGCCUGGACUUCAACAAGAAGAUCCUGCACACAGCCUGGCACCCACAGGACAACAUCAUUGCCGUGGCAACCACCAACAACCUCUACAUUUUCCAGGACAAGCUGAACUAGACCCGGCAUCCCACUCUACAGCAGCCUCCUCCUGUCUCUGUUCCCAGUAGUACACUGGACAUUGUGCGCCACUAGAAGACCCUGUUUUGGUGGGAUGCCCCCCUCCCCAGCUCCCUUCCCCCCUGCUCUAAAGGGAACAUAGAUAUCAGUGUCAGGGUUUUUUUUUUUAAUUUUUUUUUUUAACCCAAGCCUUUCAAUGGAGUAUUGUGCUAUAGUCCUCUAGGCUUCUUGAGUUUCAUCAGUGCCAUUUAUAAUUUGUGAACAUGUCCUCCACUCUGCUCUUAGUCCCGACAGGUCAGUGACGGGAUAUGAAAGCUCCAUCCCACCUCCACUUAUCCCCUCCCCUCAUAAUUGGAGGAGCUGAUGCUGUUGCCAUAAUUGUUACCCUGGCCCUCAUAGUCAUUCUUAUUCGCCCACCACCACCUCGUUACAAUUUUUGAUUGGUGGAUAAAGUCUGAAUAGGCAGUACCACUAUCGCCAUGGCGACGGUGGACUCCAUCUGCAGGAUCGAUGGUCUGACGAAGGCCGCUACCAGGUCGGUGGGCUGAUCAGUAUCACCAGCAGGCAUGCCGCCCAAUCCCCCCCGCAACCCCCCACCCCCCCAGUGUCCGCAGCCCAGCGGGGACACGCCUCCUCAGAAGGGGCGGCACCCGGGCCCUGCAGUGGACAGCCACUCUCUAGCCUGCCGUCAUUUGCCAUUACAGCGUGACAUAGAACAUGGAGAUGACCAUCUGCAAACAAGCAUCAUAUUUGUGAAUUUGUACAAAUGAAUUGCAGUCAUUAGUGGAUUUUCCCAUUCUGUCCUCAGUCGGUUCUUACUUAAUGAUUUGUACAGCAGUAAUCACUAUAGUUUUAUUUUUGUAUUACGCAAAUCGUUUAGCAUAAUACCCUCAUCUACCCUUCCAUGUCCUGUCCAGUCUAGUCACUGUUCUUUAUUUGACAGCUGUUAGAUCUCAGGCAAGAUUUUUAGCUGUACUCAUGGAUGCUAUCAGAGCGGCCUGGUGGGGUUGGAUUUCAGGGAGGGAAGUUUAAGGGGGGGGGGGACCACACCCUACUCGUAUUUGGUCUCACCCGGUGUCCCCAAAUCUGUCCUUGGGACUGCCGGCCAAGAACCUUCAAGUAACUGUACUAGGAGAAGUGUGUUGAAAUUUGGAAAGGUGUCCAUUGCUUAAGAAUUCUCCAGAAAGAUUUAGUCAUGCCAGUAGCACGCCUGUAACUGACAGGGGCUGGUUGGUUUGACUGGUGGGUCAGUUUACACUACCUGUGGUUUUCUGCACAUUUGUUCAGCAUGGCUGUUACGAGGGAGAAUGUGUGUGUUUCCAUAAAUACUGUCAUCUAGUUCUGUUUUGGUCCCAUUGGGCGGGAAACAAAAUCUUAACUGUAACGAUCACAGUUAGUUCUGACAUCUCCUGAAAAGUGUGUCACACUCCAGUUUCUUACCUUGAAAAGUGGAGAUGUGCGGUUUUGCCAACAGGAAGACCAAAAUAUUGUGUACUUAAGGGAGAUUUUUUUUUUUCCUCUUUCCAGUAAGCACUGAUUGAAUGUGAGUUCUCCAACAAACUGGAAUAUCUUGAAGUCAAGUAAUGCACUUAGUUUUAAGCACAUAGAAACCCCCAAAGACUGAAUCUUCAUUCUGCAUGUUUCUUCAGGGUGGGAUUGAGAUCUUCCUGGCAUUUGGGAAGCAUACUGUGUACUAUGUUCCUGUCUGGUUAAAUGGCAUUAAGGUUUGACUGUCUUAGAGCAGUGUUUCUGAAGCCGGUCCUUGGGACCCCCCCCAGACAGUUUACAUUUUGCUCCCUCCCAGCUCUCUACUGUUUGCAAAAAUGUGGGCUCUCUGUGGGUCCCCGAGUGCCGGUUUUAGAAACAUUUAGUGUCUUGCUGAAUCGUUGCCAAUGUGGGCUAUACCCCCCCCCUCCCCCCCCCAAGUAACGUUUUAAGGAAAUUGAGGAGAAAUCCAUUGUUUUAUACUGGUUGUAAGUCAGUGGGUGAUGUCAUUUUGGAAUGCCAUCUCCAUGAAAGCAAAGUGUUUUUAAUAAUGUUUAUCUGCAAAGAUUAAUGCAAAAACUUCAGCUUUAAGUGCUUGCACAACAGAUACAUGUAUUCUGUGGGAGCAAGCUUAUAUGUCGGUGAAAUUUAACAACGCGGUCAGAAGUGUUGUGAUGCAUUUGUGUGCUACGGUUUAAACUACAAUCUCAUUUUGAAAACGUUGCAUUCCACUAGCAAAGGGUGAGUUAGUAAUUUUUUUUUUUCCCCCUCAGAUUCUGUAUUGUUCGUCUCAGUUCUGUUAAUUUGUACAAUUUUUUUAAGCUGCAUUGAGGAUGAUGUGAGUUUUCUAGCCUGCUUGAUUUUAGUGUUAUCCUUGAACCUUCAUAGUAGAUUCCACGCAUCUGCUGCGAGAACCUCUGCAAAGUUUUACAUUGAGGUUCUGGAGACUAGAGGUCAACUACUUCAACUACUACUUAAUCCAGUUUACAGUCUCUUAGUAGAGGUUGGGGGGGGUGGGUAUUACAUUUCAGCCAAAAUGAUUCGCACUAGAUAAAUUGCUCUUAAGGACACUUGGGCGAGAUGCAAAAGGGUCUCAUUUAGUCAGUCCCUUUUGAAGAACUAGUAUUUGUUUGACAUGUACUUCUGUUCCUGUUUGGGUACUCUCAGGUGAAGCGGUACCCCCCCACGUCGCUUCCCUCAACUUCCUCAAAUGUCUUGACGGUUGUUUGGGUUCCGUCCACCUGACUGUGACCUAUUGGGAACAGGUCAUUUCACCAGUCUCGUUGCAUGAAAGCCAGUCUGUGUUCUGUUCCUGAGCGUUGUCUCGUCGCAGCCGGUGACGAGAUUCAGUCAACUUUGUGAAACCCAUUUGGCCAGUGAUAGAUACUUGAAGAUUUCCCCACCACCACAAUGAACUAUUCAGGCAGGAGGUGUAUCGGUUGGUCCAUGUGCAUUGGUUUGAGAGCAGAUUGAACAGUUUGAUUGCAGUUAAUGAUUGUGGAACCGAAGUCUUUUAUCCCAGUUUUGGGAAAGAAAUUCAUGGAGUAGUGUGCUUUUUUUUUUUUUUUUUUUUUAUUAAAAGAAAAAACUCAGGUGGGUCACCUUGAGGGAAAUUCGCUCCAUCCUGGAGAACUCCAAGUGAACAAUACUCACUGGCUUCUUAAUUCAGUGCACUUUUGUUUUGAUUUCAUGAAUGAUAUAGUAUUGUGGUGGUGUUAGGGGUCCAUUUAAGACUCUGUCGGGGGAGGGGUGAACUGUGUGUCGAUAAAUCUAUACAGAUGUUAAGUUCACUGUAAUGUUCUGUCUGCCUCUGGCACCCAGAUAACCAAUACAGAUUAAAUAAGUGAAUAAUAAAGAUGAAUACAACACUGAACUAUGGAAUAAAACAAAAUUAUAUAAAC
Paramormyrops kingsleyae is the source of this 5051-nucleotide messenger RNA. Its product is annotated as serine/threonine-protein phosphatase 2A 55 kDa regulatory subunit B alpha isoform. Gene Ontology annotation, cellular component: protein phosphatase type 2A complex. The record is from RefSeq and is a predicted model, not a curated record. Lineage: Eukaryota; Metazoa; Chordata; Actinopteri; Osteoglossiformes; Mormyridae. Gene Ontology annotation, molecular function: protein binding; protein phosphatase regulator activity.